AUCUUCUGUUUCAGUCCGUUAUUACACUCUUAAAUCCUGCUACUUAUUCCUGCGUCUUUUGGGAUCUUACAAAGCUUCAAACGACGCGUCGACUAUUAAAUUUGUCGUCGACAAUUUUAAUAGUCGUGACUAGUGACUAAUCGUGGCAGCCCUACUCGUCUGUUACUGUUACUUUACUGGAGCAACUGUAACCCACAUAAUUUCCUUAGGUAUUAAUAAAGUAUGCUGAUAUGGACACCCGACAGCUCUUAGUUUGUCUUGGGUUCUUCAGUAGCUUGUUCCUCAGCCCGACCUGUCUCUGUGCCUGCUAUAGGAUCCCAGGUCCUGCUCAGAGCUACGUUGUGCCUUCCAGCAAAGCCUGGUCUACUGGCAGCAUCCCUCCAUACCCUGGCUGUCUCUGUUCCCUAGGAUCAACGCUGAAAGGAGCUUCUUUGGCAAGAGCGCCCCCUGGGCUCAUGAUGCAACGAUACAGCAGAGUCUCAUGACAGAAUGGUCCGUCAGUCUGUCAUCUCUCUACAGUCUGUUAAAGGCCAGACUGUGUCCGUACUUCUACCUCUGUUCCUAUCAGUUCACAGUGUUGUUCCGGGCAGCAGGUCUUGGAGGAUCCAGCAGCAUCACUGCUUUCAUUUCCCCCACAACGAGGGGCCUCAGAGAGGCAAUGAAGGCUGAAGGUAUAGAGUUCAGCCUUCCUCUGCUGGAGGAACAGAGGAGGUGCAGGGAGGCACAGAAGCAGACCAUUCACCAAGAGGAGGAGCAGAAGGAACAAGAGGUCACGUAAGUGCUGCUCUUUCAUUGUCUGAGCUCAGUAGGGCUGGGAGCUGUCAGGGUUCUGAUUCUGAUCACUGUUUUUAAAAUAUGUGUAAAAUAUCAGUUUGGACUCACUCAGCAGUUUCCACACAGCUUCAUAUCAUUCUAGAAUAGCUGACUUCUCAUACAGCUAAUAAUAAAUAAUAAUAAUAAUACUUCCUUUUUUAAAAUGAAAAAUCUUUGGGAAGUUCACAUCUGGCGGAGCUGCCAGAUGGGAAAGAUUUUUAAAAAGACGAUUGAAGAGACAAACACGAUGUCUGAGCGGCCAUGAGCCAAUUUAAUAGUCGAUGCGUCAUUUGAAGCUUUGUAGGAUCCCGAAAAACGCAGGAAUAAGUAGUAGGACUUAAGAGUGUAUUAACGCCUGAAACAGAAGAUGGCAGCACAGCAUGUAAAAGGAUUCCAGCUGCCGUUAAACCCCGAAUAAGAAGCGGAAGAAGCAGCAGUCUCCGCUUACUGUGUCCAAAUUCAGGGGCCACAUCUUUUGACCCCUGAAUUUGGAGAGCAGACGCAUGUUGAUGCAAUAAGCUGUAUGUUUUACAUCCAACAGAUGCAUGAUCCGAUUAGUCGACCAAUCAGAUCAUCAUCCAUUGAACAUAAAACGUACAGCUUAUUGCACCAGCAGCAUCUGCUCUUAUAUAACUAUCAUU
Haplochromis burtoni (Burton's mouthbrooder) is the source of this 1454-nucleotide messenger RNA. RefSeq names its product protein downstream neighbor of Son. Bases 482 to 778 code for a protein of 98 amino acids. The transcript is spliced from 4 exons. Gene Ontology annotation, cellular component: nucleus. Gene Ontology annotation, biological process: nuclear DNA replication. Lineage: Eukaryota; Metazoa; Chordata; Actinopteri; Cichliformes; Cichlidae. The record is from RefSeq and is a predicted model, not a curated record.